CCCACCCCGGCCCCAACGGAGAGCGCAGAAGACAAACAGCGCGACUGUGUCACGCCGAGAGCGUCGGCCCCGCGCGCAGCGGGAGCUUCUGGGCGCCAAUGGAGAGCCUAGAACGUUCAGGCUUGCCUGCGUUUUCGCAUGGGCAUGACACGACCGACAAAGCCGUUCCCCGCACAACCUUUCAGAAGCCGUUUGUAGUCAGGCUCCUCGACGUGCACAGUCUUGAGGAGCCUGAGGAGCCUGAGGAACCCGAGGAACCCGAGGAGCCGGAGGAACCGGGGGAGGCCAACGAGCAGAGCACGCAAGACCUGUGCAUCGACCUUUAUGAGUCCGAGGAGACAUCUGAACCCCACAAACCUUAUGAGCCCCACAAGCCUUAUGGGCCCCACAGACACUAUGAGCCCUACGAAUCCUGUGAGCCCCAGGAGCCCCAUGAAGCCUACGAGCCCCAUGUACUGAGCAAGUCCAGUAAGCCCCGGGGUCCCCCUGCUCCUCGCGAGACCCACAAGCCCCACAAAGUCGAGGUGCUUCCCAGCGCCACCCUGGCGACCGCCCCUUCUCUGGUGACCAGAUUCCCGCCUCGGAUUCCGCAGUCUUGUCUAAGUGAUACUGGUCUCUUUGGCAUUGCCAGGAAAUGUUUGUUUUCUAGGAAGAGAAUCCAAGAUCUUUCUAGGCCUAAAAGGCAAUGGGGAACCCCAGAUAGAAAACUGUUUUGGGGGAAUCAAGAUCCCAUUCGCCCUAUUUCCCAGAUAGCUUUGAAGGCUCAGCUGACCAAAAAACUUGAAGACCUUGCCCAUCCCAAGGAAGUCUCCCACCAUUAUGUACCUAACAGGGCUCAAUAUUACUACAGCUGUGGUAGAGAGUCUAUAAUCUGGGAGAUCCCUUCUGCUGCAUUGUUUAGCCAACCCUCCAAAAGGAUCCAGCAGCUGGCACUGCCCAACAGAUUCAAGAAAAAUUAUCUAAUAAGCAGGACCUACAGUGAUUACUUAACAAGAAGUUCUCUUCAAAUCUCUGAUCCUUCACCCCGUUUAUUACAACUCUCAGUAGCCAAAGCCACAAACCCAAACUAUGUACCUCCAAAAAAGAUUGAAACCAAGAUUGCAGCUUCUGCCCUGAGUGCUGUUGCAACUCCAAGACUUGUAGACCUUGCCCAUCCAAGGAUCAAGAUAGAGGGUCUGUGCUUUGAAAGAGAAAAAUGUGAAAUGCCUAUCCGUCCUGUAUCCCGUGCUGCCUUGCUAACCAAAGCAAGCCCUCGAAUAAUAGCUCUAGCUGAGGCCAAGCCUCUUCAUCAAGAUUAUCUACCUGUCCGUGAGGCCCGUUGGCCAGUAUCUUAUGCUGCUAUCCAUUGCAAAAUAUCUCCCAGACUUCAAGAACUAGCUAAUCCAAAUACAAGGUCUCCUGUGCAUAUUAUAUACUAUGAUCCAAAUGUCUUUAAAGUCAAGCCAGCUGCUCUGAAAGCACAGUGUUCUCCAAGGAUCCAAGAGUUGGCAGAACCUCUUAUGCGUUAAACACAGAAAGCCACGUCAGUCAGACCCAGUUAUGUAUCUAGAAGAUAUAUUAGGUGACUUAGUUCCCUAUUCUGAUGCUGUCAGGUUGUAUUUCCCCAUCCCCUCAAAAACCACACGAGACUUCCAGAGAACACCACUGAGACCAUCGAUAGCAAUUCCUGCCGUUACCUGUAAUCAUAAUUUAGUAGGUUUGGGGACUUAAGCAUGCAAUAAAAGAGAAGAUGAGA
This is a messenger RNA of Hyaena hyaena (striped hyena), 1735 nucleotides long. RefSeq names its product theg spermatid protein like (gene SPMAP2L). The coding region runs from base 99 to 1508 and encodes 469 amino acids. The record is from RefSeq and is a predicted model, not a curated record. Lineage: Eukaryota; Metazoa; Chordata; Mammalia; Carnivora; Hyaenidae. The transcript is spliced from 9 exons.